AUGAUUCUAACUAACAAGUCCAACUCUGAUGUCUAUGUCGUCCCUCCGAAAUUUUCCCUUCUCUUCUCUCCUUCACCUCCACACCCUGUCUACCACGGCACUUCAUAUCCUCUCGACAUGGCUCACCGCAUCGUCUCUCAAGUCGUGGUAACCGGAGCCCGCGUCUUCGGCCGCGCCUUCGCCGAAGCCUACAAGCAAGCCCAAGCCUCUGGCAAAUACGCUGCCCAGAAGAAGGCAUCUGGCGGUUCUCUCACCACCUCCAGCCUCACCCUCGAUGAAGCCUGCAAGAUCCUGAACGUCAAACCCCCAGCCAGUGGCGAACACAACCUUGAACAUGUUAUGGGCCGAUUCAAGAAGCUCUUCGACCUGAACAACCCCGAGAAGGGCGGCAGCUUCUACCUGCAGAGCAAGAUCCUGCGAGCACGCGAGCGCUUAGAGAUGGAGUUCCGCGAGGCCGAGCGCAAAGCCGCGCACGACAAGGAAUUGAAGGAAGGCUGGAACCCCAAGGUCUACAAGGACAAAUGA
Messenger RNA from Penicillium canescens, 525 nucleotides. RefSeq names its product import motor complex subunit PAM16. The record is from RefSeq and is a predicted model, not a curated record. NCBI's taxonomy places the organism in Eukaryota, Fungi, Ascomycota, Eurotiomycetes, Eurotiales, Aspergillaceae. Gene Ontology annotation, cellular component: TIM23 mitochondrial import inner membrane translocase complex. Bases 1 to 525 code for a protein of 174 amino acids. The transcript has 3 exons. Gene Ontology annotation, biological process: protein import into mitochondrial matrix.